Mauremys reevesii (Reeves's turtle) is the source of this 794-nucleotide messenger RNA. RefSeq lists its product as uncharacterized. The record is from RefSeq and is a predicted model, not a curated record. Bases 33 to 794 code for a protein of 253 amino acids. Lineage: Eukaryota; Metazoa; Chordata; Testudines; Geoemydidae. The transcript has 4 exons.
CGCAGACCCUGGCGGGGAGACGCCCUGAACCGAUGGGCUCGGCCGUCUGGGUCCUGCUGGCCCUGCUGGCGCCCGGCCCGCUGCGGGGUUCCCCCCCGCGGCUGGAGGUGCGGGGGGCCGGGGAUCAGAUCCUGCUGCCCUGCGGGGCUCCGGGCCCCCGGCUGCACUGGGUCUGGGCCCCCCGAUACCCCAAAUGUGCUGGCGACCCCGGAAACCUCGAAAUCGCCCGGCUGCCCCCCGGGCCGGAGCCCCCCCAGUUCAGGGGGCGCCUGGACCCCCACCCCUCAGCCCCGGGGGCCCUGCUGCUCCGGGACCUGGUCAUGAGCGACUCGGGGACCUUCACCUGCCACGGGGAGUCUGGGCCCGAGCCCCCCGUCCGGCUGGAGGUGACAGGAGGCUGUCGGAACAACCUCACCGUCUCCUCCAACCGGACGUCCCCCUCGGCCCUGACCCUCCGCUGCCGCCGCUGCCCCCUGCUGGCCGGCCCGGCCUCCUUCCGCUGGGUCCUCAACUCCCAGCCCCUGGGCAACCAGCGCUGGGCUACCAAGAGGGAGCAGGGGGCCACCGUGCGGCUGGACCCAUCUCGGCGGGCGGCCUCGGGGCGCUGGGAAUGUCGCCUCCUCGGCGCCGGCCCUGGGGGCUUUGAGAUCUGCCUGGAGCCCCCCCUCAGGGCAGUGGGGGCAGGCCCCGGCUCUGAGUUGGGGAUCUGGGUCGUGGCGCCGGCGGCAGCUCUGGGUCUGAUCGGGGCAGGGCUGGGUGCCUGGUGCCUGUGGAGACGGAGGCGGGGCAGGUGA